Molecule: messenger RNA, 984 nt
Organism: Solanum dulcamara
Lineage: Eukaryota; Viridiplantae; Streptophyta; Magnoliopsida; Solanales; Solanaceae
Product: dof zinc finger protein DOF3.1-like
Exons: 1
Coding region: 212-784 (190 amino acids)
Biological process (GO): regulation of DNA-templated transcription
Molecular function (GO): DNA binding; DNA-binding transcription factor activity
Source: RefSeq, a predicted model, not a curated record
AAAAAAGUUUUUGACCAGGGAUUUUUGUACAUAUACAAAAUUUAAUAAUGUUUCGAUAGAUAAAGUGUAAUUUGUCCUCUUUAUCUACACCAAAUACAACUUUUGAGAGAGACUCCAAUAACACCCUCUACUCCCAAUCCCAAUUCCAUAAGCCUAAACAGAGCAAACAAUACAAGGAAAAAAAAAGGUUCUUUUUAUUGAGAGAUACAAUAUGCAAGAUCCAUCAUCAAUAUAUUCACAGAUCAAUCCUCAAUUCCCAGAUCAAGAAGUGUUGAAAUGUCCUAGAUGUGAUUCAAUCAACACAAAAUUCUGUUACUACAAUAAUUACAACCUUUCUCAGCCUCGCCAUUUCUGUAAGAAUUGUAAAAGGUAUUGGACUAAAGGAGGUAUUUUAAGGAACAUCCCAGUUGGUGGAAGCUCUCGCAAGAACACAAAACGAUCUUCUUCUUCUUCUUCAAGUAGUAUUAAACGCUCUUCAACUUCAUCAGCAGAAAAUCCAAAAACAGAGCUUUUUGCUACACCUGCUGUUCCAGCUUUUGAUCAGAAUAGCCAGAUUCUUGACGCAAACGGGCCUUUCGGCUCGCUAUUGGUGUCAAACGGGCCGGAGAUAGGUAAUUUGUUAGGAGCUUUGAAUUCUAACGGGCCUGAUUCGGGCUCAGAUGCUGCACCUCAAAGUGGGAAAAACAGUAGAGAUGAAUAUUUGGGUGAAGAAUCUAAUUGUUGGAAUGGUACUAAUGGUUGGGCUGAUCUUGCUAUUUACACCCCAGGUUCAACAUUUCAGUAAUUAAUAAUUACUUACUAGAUUAUUCCAACUUGUAUCAGUACUGUUACUACUUAAGUUGUUGCUGAUUGCAUACUAUUACUAGUUGUGUCUAGAUCAGCUUAUCGCGCAGCUGCUCAGUUAAUUUUACGGGUAUUUUUUAUUAAUACUUGUACUGAGUAACUCUAUUAAUGUCUACGGAAACUUAAUAUUUUUGCCUGCCA